CAAGCAUUGUGAUUGUGAGAGAUAUUGCUAUUACUAUUAUUGGAAAGAAAUGGAAGGGGAGAGCCAUGGCAAUGUGCCACAUGGGCCUAAUAAACGAAGCCCCGAGAGCCCGUGUGUAAAAAGUAGUGGUAGCAGCAACAACAAUCACCCUGACAACAACAAUAAAGAACAAGAUCGGUUCCUCCCUAUAGCGAACGUCGGCAGAAUUAUGAAAAAAGUGAUUCCGAGCAAUGGGAAAAUCUCCAAGGAUGCAAAAGAAACUGUUCAAGAAUGUGUGUCCGAGUUCAUUAGCUUUGUCACAGGGGAAGCCUCGGAUAAAUGCCAAAGAGAAAAGAGGAAGACCAUCAAUGGAGAUGAUAUCAUAUGGGCAAUCACUACCUUAGGAUUUGAGGAAUAUGUAGCGCCCUUGAAAUUGUACCUAAGCAAAUAUAGAGACAUUGAAGGAGAGAAGCUUAACAUCCCAAAGCAACAAAGAUCUGAGCAAAAGCAGCAGCAGCAACAGCAACAACCUCAGCAGCAACAAUCAGAACAUGAACAUAACUUACCUUACAACAGCAGUGUAUAUUCUUCAACAAACUUAUUGUCUCAUCACCCAUCUUUUGUGCCUUCUGAUCAACCAUUUUCCUUGCCUUUCUCAUCCAAUUCCAUUCAAAAGCAAUUACAGCAGCAAGACCAAAUUGAUUCAAUGGGGCAUUGGUAAGAUCAAGAAAUAUUGUUUUCCAUUUUUUCCUUUUUCCUUUUUUAUUUUUAUUUUUGCUAUAUUGUUAAUUAAUUUGAUAUACACACUUGAAUAUAUAUUGUAAUGUUAUGUAAUAAUAACAUUAUACGUUUUUGUGUCUAAAA
Messenger RNA from Theobroma cacao (cacao), 843 nucleotides. RefSeq names its product nuclear factor Y, subunit B7 (gene NF-YB7). Gene Ontology annotation, biological process: regulation of transcription by RNA polymerase II. Lineage: Eukaryota; Viridiplantae; Streptophyta; Magnoliopsida; Malvales; Malvaceae. The record is from RefSeq and is a predicted model, not a curated record. Gene Ontology annotation, cellular component: CCAAT-binding factor complex; nucleus. Gene Ontology annotation, molecular function: RNA polymerase II cis-regulatory region sequence-specific DNA binding; DNA-binding transcription activator activity, RNA polymerase II-specific; protein heterodimerization activity.